AUGGACUACUAUCAAUGCGCGAAAAUCGAUUUGCACCACGAACUCACGCGGCGAGGAUUACAGGCUUAUGGCGACCAAGACGAGGCCGCCGAGCGCUUGAAGAAAGACGACGACCAGCACGGCAGCUUGUCUACAACGGUAGACAUUCUUGACGGAAUAUCGAACGCGGUGACGUGGAAAGUGAGCCCUGAAUAUGGCAAGACGUGCCCAGCGAGCAUGGUUGUCAACGAACACAUAGUACACUGGACGAUGAACACUUUCUUCCCUGCUCUUCAGCUAUUCUUUGCGUCCGGGCUCUCUUGUAACAUUGAAGGAAGUCAACUCCCCGACGCCUUUGUCGGCCUCGAUCCCGCACUUCGAUACCGUCUUACCGAUCUUACGCACGAAGAAGAUGGCCGACUGACAAACACUAUCGUGCCUAAGCGGACUGCAGCAAAAGCCCCAUCCAUUCUUAUUCUGGAAGCCACAGUAGCAUGCCGGAAGAGUAUCGCGGUCAAGGAGACUCAUCAAAUGGCAUCAGCCCGACCGAUCACAACCAUCGCGCAAGAGGAACACAUUGUUGUAGGACUACGGCUUGAGGGUAUGGCGAGCAUGGGCUACAUAUGGGCAAAACUGCCACAAGCUACUGUUAAAGUAGCUGGUCGCAUGUGGGGCCACGUACGCAUUGCGGGCUUAAAGGACGACGUUCCUGUCCCCUUCGUACGAUUUCCCCAAACAGGUGUCAAACCAGGAGGAGAAGCGACGGUGGUGUUGAAGGAGAGCAUGGUCGACCCCAGGCUUAGAGGACGCCCGGUCAUAUGA
Messenger RNA from Didymosphaeria variabile, 801 nucleotides. RefSeq lists its product as uncharacterized. Lineage: Eukaryota; Fungi; Ascomycota; Dothideomycetes; Pleosporales; Didymosphaeriaceae. The coding region runs from base 1 to 801 and encodes 266 amino acids. The record is from RefSeq and is a predicted model, not a curated record. The transcript is spliced from 2 exons.